Molecule: messenger RNA, 1821 nt
Organism: Durusdinium trenchii
Lineage: Eukaryota; Dinophyceae; Suessiales; Symbiodiniaceae
Source: the annotation of a GenBank genome assembly
AUGGUGCCGGAAAAAACAACGGCACUCAACUGUGUCGUUGGCCUGACGCCCGCCACAUCUGGUGAACUGGUCAUCAACGGCUACAAUGUGCAGACUGAACUGGAACUUGCGCGGCAGCAACUGUCAGUUUGUCCCCAGGAUAACCCGAUGUUUGAGGAGUUCACCGUGAAGAUGCACUUGUUGUUUUUUCAGUUGCUUGGUUCAUUGAUGAAUACAGUCGUUCCUGGAUGUUUCUGGUACCUUUUGUGUCCUUUUUGUAUGCAGGCCAUGGCAGAUCAUCCAUGUGGCAAGCUAUCUGGCGGUCAGAAGCGCAGGCUGUGGGUUGCGACGGCACUGAUAGGCGACUCUCCAGUCGCAUUCCUGGAUGAGCCAACAAGUGGCAUGGAUCCUUCAUCCCGACGAGAACUGUGGACAUUACUUCUGCAAAUCCGCGAUGGUGGCCGUUGCAUCAUAUUCACGACACACUACUUGGAAGAAGCUGACAUCCUUGCGAACCGGAAGGCAGUUCUAGCUCGUGGACGUGUACAAGCUGUUGGAACUUCCAGAGAACUGAAGCAGAGGUUUGGUAUCGGCUACCGGCUUUGCUUGGAUAUUCGUCCAGGCGCUUCACGAAAGGAGCUGGAGUCCUUCAUUCAGGACCACAAGUGCAGACAAUUGGACUUUGUCAAGUCUGCUGCACUUGAAAGUGAGGAGGAGACUUUGUCAAGAAUGCUCACCCUUGAAGUCCUUGAAGCCAGCAUCACCAUGAAUUUUGACGAUGUGGGGUGCUUCAGCAGCUUGUUGCUUGCUCUAGAUGAAGCUCAAGAUCGACUCGGGGUCAUGGACUAUUCCUUGGGCAUGUCGUCACUUGAGGAUGUUUUCAUGGCUCUUGGCUCACCAGAAAACAAAGAUGAGAAUCAAACGAAGUCUGGUGAAGGUGCUGAACAAAUUGAAACUCUUCCAGCAGAUCAGAGCUUGACAAGAGCUCGAGAGGUCUCUGGGUGGCGUAGCGCAAAGGCCGUGUUUGCUUUGCGCCUGAAGCCAUUUCAGUCCAGCAGGCAGCGGUUGCUGACGAUUCUGCUGGUUCCACUUCUGAUGCAACUUGGUGGGACUUACCUGGCGGGACUGGGUGCCCAAGAGGACAAUUCUGGUGCAAAUGGCUAUGCCGUUUGCAUCUACCCGACUAUGGCCUUUGGGAUUGCCUUGCUGUCAUCGAGCCAGGACAUCAUGACCGAUAUCAAGAACAAGUGCAAGUAUGUGUCCAUGUCGCAAGGGCUCACAGCAAGAGCAUAUUGGCAGGGGAACUUCAUGGCUCACCUCGUGCUUCUCCUUCCUACAGCUGUGGAAUUUGUGAUUGUUUUCUUGAUUUUCCGUCCUCCAUCGAUCCCGACUGAAGCCAUCCCACUUGUCGUCCUAACGAUUCUAUUGUACCCUGUCCCUUUGAUAUGCUGCGUGUACAACUUUGCAGCAGCAUUGGCUGGUUCAGAGUCCAUCUCCAAAGUCGUUCCAACGCUUCUCAUGACCACGCAGUUGCUGCCAGGGCUUCUUAUGUGGGUUCUGACGGCUCCAUUUAUUCAAAGCAGCACGAUACGAGACGCGGCGGUUGCCACUCACAUUGUCCUUGCUGUGGUCAACCCCAACUAUGCACUGCCUGGUAUGAUGGCAUACCUUGUGAAUAUUGACGGUCCCAAGCGGCUCCCAGUUGGGGAGUACUUCCUAUCUCUCUCAGCAAUUCCACUCUACACAAUUGUGCUAACAUCUGGCGUGUGCAUCUUAAAUCUAGUCCGGCUUGAUGCUCGGCUUGGAAGGGACGGACUCGAGAAGUCUUCUUGGCUAGCUUGA